Messenger RNA from Dovyalis caffra, 585 nucleotides. The record is from the annotation of a GenBank genome assembly. Lineage: Eukaryota; Viridiplantae; Streptophyta; Magnoliopsida; Malpighiales; Salicaceae.
AUGGCUGAGACCAAGAGAUCCACUGGUACCGUCAAAUGGUUCAGUGCACAGAAAGGUUUUGGCUUCAUCGCUCCCGAUGAUGGUGGCGAGGAUCUGUUCGUCCACCAGACCUCGAUCCAAUCUGACGGCUUCCGUACCCUAUCAGACGGACAGCCAGUGGAGUUCUCCGUCGAUUCAGGAGAAGACGGCCGCACCAAGGCCGUUGAUGUUUUAGGCGUCUCUAGAUCUCGCCGUCCUCCUCGUGGUGGCCGCGGUGACGGUGGCGGGAGAGGUUACUACGGCGGAAGAGGACGAGGGGGCGGCGGUUAUGGAAGAGGCAGCCGCUCAAGUGGCAGAGGAUAUGGUGGCGACAAUGGCAGUGGCAGUGGUGCGUGUUUUAAUUGUGGACGGUACGGUCAUUUAGCGAGGGAUUGUUAUCAAGGUAGCGGUGGCGGUGGGAGAUAUGGUGGCGGUGGUGGGAGAUAUGGUGGUGGUGGAGGCGGAGGGUAUUAUGGUGGUGGUGGUGGAGGUGGAGGUGGAGGAUGCUAUAAUUGUGGAGAGGAAGGGCAUUUUGCGAGAGACUGUCCGAAUACUGAUAACAAGUGA